AUGACAGGGCAAGCGCUUCAGGGGUUGCUUGCAGCACAGUCAUAUCCACCAGUGGUACCUAACUGGGGCAGUAACUAUUGCAAAACACUAAGGCAUGACACAUAUGAGUAUAUCAACCCUCUAACCAAGUCAGAUUGCAGAGGGAAAGCUAUUCUCGUGACCGGUGGAAGCAAGGGAAUUGGUAAGGGUGUGGCUAUAUCAUUUGCUAGAGCUGGGGCUUCACAUAUCGCCAUCACAUCGCGCUCCAAUGCCCCAGAGGUCGUCAAGGAAAUUGAGACAGCCGCGACUGAGGCUGGACGAGAGAGGCCAGUGGUAACCCUAUUACAGAUGGAGAUCUUAGAUAUGUCGACUGUGCGCAGUGCUGCUCAAACAAUAGAGGCAGAUUGGGGUCGACUCGACAUCCUCAUCAGCAAUGCGGGCUAUUUAGCAAAGUACGAGAAGAUUCUAGAUGGAAACGAAGACGAGUGGUGGAGGAGCUUCGAGAUUAAUGUCCGCGGAAGCUACCUUGUCGCAAAGGCUUUUCUUCCGCUUAUGUUGAAAGGCGGUGACAAGACGAUUAUCACCAUGUCGUCUACGGGGACAAUGCACUUCCACACGGGAGGAAGCAGUUAUCAGAUCAGCAAAUUUGCUCUACUGAGGCUUACAGAGUAUCUCAUGGCAGAGUAUGCCGAUCAGUGUCUGCUCACAUAUUCUAUACAUCCGGGAGGCGUGGCUACGGAUUUGGCCCGACGACUACCAGAGCAGACACAAGCUUGGCUUACCUGCACACCAGCUUUAGGCGGUGAUACUAUCGCGUUUCUGACAAGCAAGAGACAAGACUGGCUGGCGGGCAGAUAUCUCAGCGUAAUGUGGGAUAUGUCCGAGUUCUUGGAUAAAAAGGACGAGAUCAUCGAAAAAGAUUUACUAAAGAUGAAAAUGACUUUCUAG
Hypoxylon fragiforme is the source of this 927-nucleotide messenger RNA. Its product is annotated as NAD(P)-binding protein. Gene Ontology annotation, molecular function: oxidoreductase activity, acting on the CH-OH group of donors, NAD or NADP as acceptor. Lineage: Eukaryota; Fungi; Ascomycota; Sordariomycetes; Xylariales; Hypoxylaceae. Bases 1 to 927 code for a protein of 308 amino acids. The transcript has 4 exons. The record is from RefSeq and is a predicted model, not a curated record.